This is a messenger RNA of Xylaria bambusicola, 1783 nucleotides long. Its product is annotated as WD40-repeat-containing domain protein. Lineage: Eukaryota; Fungi; Ascomycota; Sordariomycetes; Xylariales; Xylariaceae. Gene Ontology annotation, cellular component: bub1-bub3 complex; kinetochore; mitotic checkpoint complex. Gene Ontology annotation, biological process: mitotic spindle assembly checkpoint signaling. The coding region runs from base 186 to 1262 and encodes 358 amino acids. The transcript is spliced from 3 exons. Gene Ontology annotation, molecular function: ubiquitin binding. The record is from RefSeq and is a predicted model, not a curated record.
UUGAGCCGGGCAACAAAGGUCCAUUUCCCAGCUUCAUUCAAUCAUCAACUGCGCAUCUCACUCUAUACUCUAUGCGACAGAACAACCGAACUCCUUUCCUCAGCCUCUCCUUACUGUGUCUUGUAGAUAAUUGAUCUAUUCUGUACCAACCACCGCAGUGACCUUCAAACCAGAGUAUAAUAAACAUGGCGCCAGCAGCGCAAUUUGAGCUUGCGCAACCGCCAAACGAUGCGAUAUCCUCACUUGUAUUCGCACCCGAGUCUCCCUCGCGCCUCCUAGUCUCUUCCUGGGAUAAGAAUGUCUACCUUUAUGACACACAAGCGUCCGACUCCACAGAAGGCCAGCACGGUUCGCUGAUCCGCGCCAUCGAGCACCGCGCGCCCGUGCUCGACGUUUGUUUUGGCGCCAACGACAACGAAGCUUUCAGCGCCGGCAUGGACUGGCAAGUAUUGAAGCUCGACCUGACGACUGGUGAACAAACUACACUCAGCAAGCACACUGCGCCUGUAAGGAGGGUAGUCUACAGUCGAGAGCAUUCCCUUGUCGUCUCCGCCUCCUGGGACAGCACGCUACACGUACACAACGCAACCGACACAACCCAAGCGCCGCUCGAAAUAUCCCUUCCCGGCAAACCUCACGCCAUGGCAGCAAGUCCCUCAAAGCUCAUAGUAGCCAUGACAUCCCGUCUAGUCCACAUCUACGAUCUCUCAGCCCUAGUAUCAGGGCUAUCAUCGCAAACCGCCCCCGCGCCGUGGCAACAGCGCGAAUCCUCGCUCAAGUUCCUCACACGCGCCGUAGCCGCCAUGCCAUCAGACGCAGGAUAUGCCACGAGCAGUAUCGAAGGUCGUGUGGCUGUAGAAUUCUUCGACGCGUCCGCCGAGUCGCAGGCGCGAAAAUACGCCUUUAAGUGCCACCGCCAGAACCAGCCACCCCCCGACGGCAGCGGCGCCGGCCCCACCGACGUUGUCUACCCCGUGAACGCACUAGCAUUCCACCCAGCCUACGGCACUUUCGCGAGCGGCGGCGGCGACGCCACCGUCGCCCUCUGGGACGCAGAAGCCAAGCGACGCAUGAAAGUGUACCAGAAAUUCCCUGACAGCGUCGCCGCGCUGGCAUUCUCCGCUGACGGCCGCUACCUGGCUAUCGCGGUAUGUCCUGGCUUCGAGACGGGCAUGGAAGACUACAGCGGCGAGGGCCGCACUAAGAUUCUUAUUAGAGAACUCGGUGAGAACGAGGCCCUGCCAAAGGGCAAAGCGAAGUAGUCAUAUCACUUAUGAAGAGUAAAUGAACAAACGGAGAAGCCAGAUCAAGACUAGCAGCCGGACCCGUCUCAUCUCGGGACUGGAACCAGGGCGCGCAGUGAGUCAUUAGCGAUGAGACUCGUGCAGAAAGGGAGAGAAGGGCCAUCACUACUAUGACAAUACCAAGUGUGUCACACACCUAUCGAUCUACAGAUAUUUUGUCCCAAAGGAAACAAAGAGGUGACCAGCAGCACCGGCGUUUAAGGCGAGCAGGGGGGGGCUUAAAUGAUUCUAUUAUUGAAUUGAGUGGAAUAGAAUAGCUUCUGGCCCUCUUCAGUCCCCAGUCAAAACUAAGACCAGGCCAGCAGCAGAGGUCAGAGCCGUUUCUAAACUCAAAGAUCUGAUUGUAGAAAUAGAUCUAAUCAUACCCAUUUUUCAAGUAAACCUAAUCUAUAACACUGGGGAAUGUAAACGCAUCGAAAUAAAGUACUAUAAAUCAUAUAACUACCUAGGUAGGUACUCAAUUACCAAAAUAGUGUGGU